Messenger RNA from Parnassius apollo (apollo), 555 nucleotides. NCBI's taxonomy places the organism in Eukaryota, Metazoa, Arthropoda, Insecta, Lepidoptera, Papilionidae. The record is from the annotation of a GenBank genome assembly.
UUGUGGCGCGCAGGCACGGCGACGGGGCGCAAGGGCAGCAUGUGGGCGGCGGUGCCCCUGGCGGCGGGGGCGGCGGGGGCGCUGGGCGACGCUGACGACGAAGUACCGCUAGGCCCCGGGCAGCUGCCACCGCGCAACGCUUCGCUACCGCCUCUGCAUGCCGAGAUCAACAUCAGCAUCAUCAUGAUCAAGGGCCAGCUCGAGCUUGAGGUAUCUCAUGCCCGCCGAGUGUACGGCGUCAACGGCGAAGUGCCUGAUUCAUACGUGAAGUGCUACCUGCGCGACGGAGACAAAUGGCUACACAAGCGCAAAACUCGUGUCAUUCGUCGCACCACGGAGCCGCACUUCAAACAGACGUUGAAAUAUCAGGCUAGCGACGCACUAGGCCGUACACUUAUGGUGAUGCUGUGGCAGCGAUGCGGUGGCUUCGAGCACAAUCUUGCGCUGGGCGGCGCUGAGAUCUGCCUCGACAAACUAACCCUCCCGCAGCGCACCUACGGCUGGUACCCGCUGUUCCCGGCCACGUCGUUCGUCGCCGACGAAUCGCCCGACUGA